AUGCCGUUACGACCGUUAGUCUUGGCGGUGCCCGUGCUCCUGGCAUGCCUCUGGCCGGGCACGCGUGCGGCGCUGGGCGAGGGCGUGGGCGCCCCGGGCGUGCCCGGCGCCGCGGGCGGCCGCGGCCGCGUCGCUUGCUACUUUCGCUCGUGGGCGGGCAGCCUGCCCGAGGACGGUUUCAAGGCCGAGGACGUCCCCGGCGACCUGUGCACGCACGUGCUCUACAGCUUUGCGGGCGUCGACAACAACACGUGGGAGCUGUUGGACUUGGACCUUGAGGUGGCGGAGUUCCAGGACGGCUACCGCAACUUGACGGCGCUGAAGAAGCGCUACCCCCACCUCAAGACGCUGCUGUCGGUGGGCGGGUGGGCGGAGGGCGGCAAGAAGUACUCGGACCUCGUGUCGCGCCCCGAGCGCCGCUGCGCCUUCAUCGAGAGCGUCGUGCAGCAGAAUGGUUGGACGGAUCUAGCUAACAUUCAUUAUUACACUGAUACAGAAUCGAAUUUACCGGAAAAUUGGACUGAUUCCUCUGCUUUGAGCCCCGAGCGAAGACAACUCAAUGCUUCAUGUUUAUUUGUUAUUCGUUAA
Messenger RNA from Gryllus bimaculatus (two-spotted cricket), 588 nucleotides. The record is from the annotation of a GenBank genome assembly. NCBI's taxonomy places the organism in Eukaryota, Metazoa, Arthropoda, Insecta, Orthoptera, Gryllidae.